AUGGCCGCUGCCUCCGCCGCCGCCGCCGCCGCCGCCGCCUCCUCCUCCUCCUUCCCGCCCUACAAAUCCUCCCCCACCGCCCCGGUCCCCGCCUACCUCCCCGACUCGCCGCAAUCCAUCCUCCACCCGCCCACAGCCCUCUACUCGCGCAUCGCCUCCACAGCUUGUUCCCCUCCCUCUCCCACCACCAGCACCGAUUCCACCAUCCCGGCGGCCCCCCCACCCCGCCUCCCCACCCUCACCCUCGUCGUGCCCCCCCGCAGCGGCCGCGCCUUCCGCGUGCCCGCCGGCCACGUCUUCCGGCUGUCGACCCCCCUCGGCCCCCAGGUCGGCGACCUCAACGUGUGGAGCGCGGCCAACCCGCGCGAGCGCUUCUGGGCCAGCCGCACCCGCCAGCUGCACGCCAGCCACGUCUCCACGGGCGACCGCCUGUGGAGCUGCCUCCCUUACAUGCGCCCCCUGUGCGGCAUCGUCGCCGACACGCUGGGCCGUGGGGAUUGGGGGGAUGACGGGGGGGAUGAUGGGAGGGAGGAGGGGAUGGCCGGGGAGGGGAGGGGGGUCGAGGGGAAGGGGAGGAGUCGGUGGGGCGGGAGGUGUCACGAUUUGUUGGGGACGAGGUGCGAUCCGUAUGUCAACCGCAUGCUCACCGGCCGCUCCUACGACUACCACUGCCACUCCAACCUCGUCCGCGCCGUCCUGCCCUACGGCCUCGCCGAAUCCGACGUCCACGACGUCCUCAACGUCUUCCAGGUCACCGGCCUCGACGACAAGGGCCGCUACUUCAUGGAGGCCUCGCCCUCGCGCCCCGACGACUACCUCGAGUUCUUCGCCGAGCAGGACCUGCUGUGCGCCCUGAGCACCUGUCCCGGGGGCGACCUGAGCGAGUGGGGCUGGGUCGGCGUGAGGGACGGCGAGACGGGCGAGGGCGAGGGUGCCCGGAAGAUGGAGGAGACGUGCAGGCCGAUCAAGGUCGAGGUUUUCAAGAUUGCCGACCAUGUGCGGGACGAGGUCUUGCAGGGGUGGGAACCGCCUGCUGCCAGCGAUUAUGCCGGCUGUCAUGGGCUGCGUGUUCCGGUGGGCGAGAAGCGGGAUUGA
Molecule: messenger RNA, 1095 nt
Organism: Diplodia corticola
Lineage: Eukaryota; Fungi; Ascomycota; Dothideomycetes; Botryosphaeriales; Botryosphaeriaceae
Product: meiotic chromosome segregation protein
Exons: 2
Coding region: 1-1095 (364 amino acids)
Source: RefSeq, a predicted model, not a curated record